AUUUUAGUGUCUCACCAGUGAUUCUAUCAUCAGCUAAUUUUGGAGGCGCUUUGUGAUCUUCCCAAAACAUCGCUCUCGCGAGACUUCGAAUUCCCAGACGAAAUAAAUAUGGCGGCCAAACAUUUGGCGGCUUUUACAAACGAUCGUCAUGAAAACUGCUAAUAAAACACAAACAGGAGGCUAUUUGGGACUUAAACUGUGUUCACAAUGCCAAAGAAGAGGACCAAGUCGGGAAAGGGCACCAAAAGGAAAGUGCACAGUGAUGACAUCUCUCCAUCCACCAGCCUCCCCCCGUUAGUGGAUGGUCAGGUCCGAUGUUUACUGAAAGUGACUGUCAGUAAAGUCAUCUGGACUGUACCAACCCCUCCAGAGGUGGGAUAUGUCAGGCUCAAGUGGUGGGGAGAACAAACAGAUGGCAAUAUUUUCAGGCCUCUUGAUGUGAAGAACCCAAAGAAGGACAUUGUGAAGUCUACCUGCAGAUAUCCCAUCAGAUGUGGACCCAAGCAGUUCUCAGCUUACCUCAAUGAUAUGGCAUCAAUGGUGUUAGAAGUCCUCAGCGGCUCUGACCAGGUGCCUGUUGGACGUGCACAAAUCAACCAGAUAGGACAGCUGGGACCCAACAGGCCCAUCAAUGGGUUCUUUUCUGUGUAUUCACCAGAGCCUGCCAAGAUUGGAGAACUUCAUGUGUCUCUCAUUCUGGAGUCUCUAUUAGCCACAUAUGAUAGCUCAGGAUCCGUCCCCACCACAGACAUGAGUGUGGAUAGCCUGGACCCAGGACAGCUGUCAGGCACACAUCGACCCUCCACUGCCCCUCAGCCCAUCCCAAAGUCUGUCCUAGCUGGAUCUAGUGAUGACCCCUUUACCUCUCCUGCAGUCGGACAUGUCAGAUCAGCCACCCUACCCUCUGACAUCGCUCGCUCAGCACACAGCUCCAGUGAUGAUGUGCGCACACCCAGAGGAGUAGACUCACAGUUGUACAGGAAACAUCCCAGUCAGACCGGCCCCAGCAGCUCUGGUUAUGAUAGAGAUGGUAACACAGCGUUACAGGAGACAUUGGGAGAGGCUAGGCCAAGGAGAGGGGAGUCUGUGAGUGGGACAUCUCUCAGUGAUGGCUCCAAAGUGGAUGAUAGCAGUAUCAAAGCCCCCAUUCCUGGAGACCUGAUCUCAGAGCUGCUUGAUCGCGGCACCAGGCUGAGAGAUGCCAUGGUCAAGGCACAGGUACAGACAGAGGUGGACCUCAUCAGCAACAACAAGCAAGAAAAGCAACACAUACCAGACAGUGUUAGAGACCAUGAAAGAGCUGGCGGAAACCUUAUGCCUGGAGUAGACAGAAGAGAUACAACAGCUGGACAGCUCCUCAAGCAGAUACUACGGGCGGAAAAAGAUGGGAAGAUUUCCACAACAGCUGAUUCUGAUGAUGAAGACAUUGAGGGAAGGGCUGUGGAUCUGGUGUUUGGUGACAACUUGCCAGACAUCAGUGCCCUGAAGGUUUUGGAUGACUCUCCUGGUUCCAGCAUCUCCUUCGAUACUGAUAACAGUGACCCUGGUGACCCCAUACAUGAUGAGAGCCUGCUGAGGGACCUGUUCUAUACAGGAGUGGCCCCCAGUGAGAGCAGUCUGAGUGACUUCUCUACUGAUGAGGAGGACAUCAUUCCACAAGGACAGGAUGGCGAGAAAUCAAGGAAGUCAGAAAAGAGGAGGAAAUCCCUGGAGGAUCCUGGAAACAGGAGACCAGCAUCACGCCAGUCUUCCCUUGACGGCAGUCACCUUAAUGUGUCCAGUGUGACGUCCAAGGGCAAGGCAGAAAGUAGCAGGAAAGAGAACGACACACAUGGAGAAGAGGAGUCCUUGGAUGUGUCCAGGGCCUCCGACAGCUCAAAAGUCUCCUUUGACCUUCCCAUGGACAAUGCAGGUCCCAGUGCUGGUGUUGACGGUCUGUCAGUGGAGAGACUAACCCUACUGGGAAGGGUACACGUAGCUCGAGUUGUGAUCGAGUCACUGCAAGUCAGCACUGGUGAUGACAACAAGCAAAAAUCUACCAAGACAAAAGACAGUAAAAACAAGCUAAGGGGUAGGCCACCCAGACCCUCUCCAAAAAGAGCCAAGAGCACCUACUUCGUGGAGUACCAGUUCCCAGUAGCAGCCAGCUCCAGGGACAAGGGUGGAGCCAGCGCCAUGGCAACAGAGGUCAUGAGGGUCGCAUCCAAGAAAAUGAAAGAUGGAGUUAUUACAUUUGGGCACAGAUCGAUGUUUCCUGUCCAGUUUGAUGGACCCUGUGUGGAACGGUGGUGGAAACAGCCGCUAGAGUUCAAAGUCUUCUGUAGGAACCCUGGUCAAAAAUCUCCAGUCUUAAAGGGAACUUGUAGCCUUCCUUUGAAGUCAGUCUUGAAGUCAGAAGACCUGAGUGUCUUUUGUGACCUUGAGGUGAAAGGUGAAUCCAGGUCAAGGUCAUCAUCCACAACCUCAAGGUCAGAGUCAGAAGCUCUGCAAGAGGGAGGACUAGGACCAUUAAAGGUGUCUGUUGAGUUGGCUUCUGACAGUAAAGACUUCCCCUCGGCUUUGGCAAAGACCAAGUUAGCGGAACUGAAGGGGUCGAAGGUGGUGCCCAUCCCUCAGCCAAAACACAAACCUGUGACUGCAGUGCAAAGGGUUGUUCAAGACAUUGUAGAGAAAGGUGACAAAGCAGCUGUGCAUACAUCCGAUCAGCCACCUGUCCGAGCAACUGUGGGCCAAACAACACCUUCCGAGUCUUCUGCAUCCUUAAAGCCUCCCCUUCCACAACCAGCAUCAAGGCAUGGUCAGACAGGGGAGACAGGCAAUCAUGAGGAGGCCCAGGCUUUGCAUAUGCUGCUGCUCGUCACAGAAGGCCGUAACAUCACGCAGAAGGGGAUUUCCUCUAUGGCUAGCAGGGGCAACAGAGAUCCGUACCCUCCUCCACAGCCAGUUCCUAGAGUGGGACCAGUAGUAUCAGGAUUUCAUGCUGGUUGUGACCUGUCUGUGCGUAACCCGUAUUUGGUGUGUCGGAUGUUCUGGUGCGAUGAAACUGUUCGCUCCAACGUUUCCUGGGGCACCAACGACCCCCGCUUCGACUUCCAUCAAUCAGGCCCCGUCCUGCUCACUCCUGCCUUGCUGGAGCGCAUGAGGAACAACUUCAUGAUAAUCGAGGUCUGGGACAAGAAGACGUCAGCACAAAACGACGUCCUUGUGGGAAUCGUGAAGCUGCCGCUCCACAGCUUGUACAUGUCGUUCCGAGAUAAGCGAAUCACCCAGGCUCUCCUGAAGUCUCAGUACCCUGUGGUGUCAGUCGACAACUACAUGCCAAUAGUGGACCCCUUCACUGGUGUACAGUAUGGGGAACUGAAAGUCCUGUUGGCAAUGGGAGCUGUUCAGCAGGUGACAGAACUACAGAGAAUAAAGCUGGACAGGGAUGAUGUGAUCCUACCUGACAGACCACAGCACCAUCUGCACAGCAGGUCCCAACAGGGUCCUGCCCCCAGUUACCCAGAACCAGGAGCACCCCCAGACCAGACGGAGCACAUCUUCGAGGUGGUUGUGGAGGGGGUGCGUGGCCUGUCCCAGUUUGAGACAGCUGUGUGGGGGGAGGCAGACUGUUUCGUGCAGUAUCACUUUCCUGCCCAGCAACAAACUGCGCAAGCUGGAGGGCCUACUGUUAGACAUGCGAUGAUCACCCUGAAACCCCACAGAACAGUGACCACCCUGUGCGUGCCUGACCCGACGCUGCACCACACGACCAGGCACCGUCUCCAGCUGCCGCAGGGCACCCCUGUGCAGCGGGAGCUGCUCACUGCCUGCGCGGGGGUGGGAGGGGGCGCCGGAGGGAUUCCCUUCGAAGUGUGGUGCAGAUACUACUACCCAAACAUCAGGGACCAGAUCAUUGCAAAGGCCACCCUCCCCCUGGCUAAGCUGUGUGGUAUGGUCACCAUGCACAAGCGAGGAGACACCAGCGUCCAGACGUACGCCCUCCCUCUCACGGCUGUACCAAGCGACGACGAGCCUCAGACCCUAGAACAGCUGGCCAAACUACAGGACAGCGGCCUUCUGGACGUCAGCUUGAACUACAGAACAGCGGCUGUCCACGUGGACAGCACAGGGGCCAUAGGUCAACACGACGGCCUUCUGUCGAGCCCGCAGGUUUGCCUGACUGUGGGGCUGUUGAGAGCAUCAGGGCUGAAGGCUGCUGCGCUGUCCCUGAGCCAGCAGUAUGCAGAUAUGGAGUACCCGGCUGAGGUGGGGGUGAACGUGUACUGCAAGGUGACAGUGUCAUUCCUGUCUCAGGAGGAACAGCGUGUGACGCGUACGGUGGCGCGCACGUUUGCCCCCGAGUUCCAGUAUCACCUGGACUUCCCCUGCCCCCUGGUGUGGACGGACCCCCAGGGUCUGAGGGACGGGGCAUGUCUGGCCGAGCUGCUGGAGGAGGGGGAGGUCGUGCUGCAGUUCUGGCACCAGAUGCCAGGGGGCAGAGCAGACUUGGAGGGUCAGUAUGUUGAUGUCGGCCCCAGGGAGUCCCAGGUAGUGGGCAGACGGCUGUUCCACAGUACGGGGGAUGUUCUACUGGGGACUACAGUCCUGCCACUGGCAGCCCUGCUGCACAACAGGACAGGAUUACAUGGGUGGCACCCCAUCACCCGGCCUCCCAUUGGCUGGGAGAGAGGCGAGGAUAACAUGCAUGACAGUCCUGCAGACCCACCUGACCAAUCACACGACAGUGAUGGGUUACAGCGCGUAGUGGGCGGAGCGGAGCUGUCUGUCAAGUUUGCCCAUGCCGAUGACAGGGAGAGAGUGGUGCAUGCUGGGAGGACCAUGGGCUGGUCUCCAGAGGAUGAUGUGGAGGACCUUUGGAUGGAUGAUGACGACUGCUCCAUGACAAAGACGUGUGAGUUGUUGGUGUCGGUGUCGGAUGUCUGGUUCCCCCUGCACUGUGCCCUUCUGAUUGGUCAGGACAAGCUGGACAAGUCUGCCCGGUGCUACAUACGCUACAAGUUCUAUGACAAAGCACCGACCUGUUCCAAGCCACACCACCUGGAGUUCACCCGAGCAGACUACCUGACCUGUCAGACCAGACACAGCAGGAGGAUGGUGUGUCAGCUCACACAGCCGCUCCACUGGUAUUUUCGUGAGGAGAGGCUUGAAGUGCAGGUGUGGGUGUCCUGUACUUCUGGGAAGGACGUGAGGAGACCGCGGAACAGGGACCGGCUUGUGGGGUCUGCCUACAUCGACCUCUCACCGCUGACUCGUGCACACAGGAGGGCCCUGAGGAUCAGUGGGCAGUACCCUCUGUACAAACCUGGAGUUAGCAACUUGGGCGGAGCCUGCCUCAGGGUACACCUGGAGAUGCAGGUAACAGGAGACCAUGGUGGGGAUGGCAGUGAGUUGUCUGAAGAAAUAGAGGAGGAACUGUCCGAUGAAAAUACAGAGCAUAGACGGAGCCAUGCACUACCCAAGAAGGACAGUAGAACAGACAAGGACAGAGAAGACCAUAUACCUACUCCAGAAGACUCCAUCCCUGCCCACGUGGGUGUGGAAAGAGCCGUGCACCUCUCCUCCAUUCCAGGAGGACACAGUGUGAUUCCAGCCUACUAUGUGACAUUCCAGCCUCUACAAAAAGGGGGCGCUGUUACCACCCAUGUGUCAGAAGGGAAGAACCCCCUGUGGAACUUUGAUGGUGACGUGUACCUUGGGAGAUUUCUCCUGGGUCCGGACCGCAGUCUUGUGUUUAAAGUGUGGCAGAAAACCUCGGAGAAGAAAGAGCCUGAUGUAACACAGGACCGUGUGGUUGGCUUUGCCUCUGUGGACCUGUCUACAUUGUCAGCAGGUCUGCACUUCAUCUCAGGCUGGUACAACAUCAUGGACUUCAAUGGGCACUGCCACGGACAGAUCAAGGUCAGUGUAAUGCCCAAGGAGAGAGUUUCUCCGAGCCGGCAGAGACCCAGCAUGCACCCUCCCCUGAUGUCUGGUCUCCAUGGCUACACCACCACUGCUGCCUAUCCCAUGUUCCCCAGCCACAUCGCAAGGUACCCAGAACAAGCUGUGAAGCUCCACAGUCCAAGUAGACCAAAGCACUUUGCUGAGCACUACCUGAAUGUAAGACAGUACCACAGGAGUCUGCAAGAACAGCAGCAGGAUGGGCAGGAGUCUGGGAUAUUACCACAUCAGGCAGACAGGCAUGAUGUAGAUGGGGACAAAGAGACGCAGCUCAUGGACAGCAAGGAAACAUCCAGGUCACUGCUACUGCAGAAUCUAAGGAAGAACAUGGAAGAGCUAGACCAGCUAAAGGGAAGGAUGCAAAAUCUUCUGACAGGCAAAAGCACAGAGACCACAGACACUACAAAACCACAUGAAGUUGUUGAAUUGCCAAGUUCAGUUUUGUCCGGACAUGGAAGAGAUGAUGACCCAGAGAAUGGAUCUCAUCUGAGGAGGACAUAUGACUUAAGUGACGGUGUGGUACCUGUAGGACAUGAAGAACCAACCAAAACAGAUAACACACCACAUGACCACAACGGUGAUGAUGACGUUCUUUUAGAUACAGUACACAAGGCUGUUGGUGGUUUGUUCAGGUCUAAUUCCUUGGAAAGGGCAAUACGAGAAGCCAACAGUGAAAGCCAAGAUGAGCAACUACCAGGUGUCUAUACAGGAAUGACUCAUUCUCAACGUCCUCAGCCCACCCUCCAACAGUCUCAAGAUGCAAUGCUAUCCCAUCAUGCACAGCUGACAGGUCAGGAUUUUACCGUCCCAGUAGAAGAUGUACGAGGUGCUGAAGGUCAUAGGUCACAGAGAGAUCGACCACACGCAGGUGAAAGGUUAUCCUAUUCUGAGGACGAUUCCAUCAAGUGGGAAGAUAGUAUCCAGUUCAGUGAUGCAGAUGAGGAGGAUGUUGUUCCAGUCAGGCCACUGAAUGAUGUUUCUUCAGCACACUUUGCAAACUGGUCACCAGAAGCAAUCGCCGGUACACAGGAACAAGAGAUAGCACCCACAGACAGACUUGCAGAAGACAAUGGAAAUUUUCCCGGUAAUUCUCUUCCUUUAGAUGAUCCCCACACGUCAUUCAGCUAUGGAGGUUUAGAAGGACCAGUUUUCUCUACCGAUUCAGCCAAAGAAACGCCUCCUGCUGCUCCAGAAAGAGAUCCUCUCCUUGAUGACAUCUUUGAGACGACUCAUGAAGUAGUGAGGUCUGAUGAGGACUCCCAUCAAUCCCAUGAGGGUUUCCCACUUGAAAAACCAGCCGAGCCAGAACAAAACAACCUUGGAGAACAAGCGCUAUCCAUGUUUGAUCAUGAACAUAACAGGGAAAGGACAAAGUCAAUGUCAUCUGAAGGUUCUGGAUCAUUACCUUCUCCUAUUCCUCUGACUCCAGAUGAUAUGGACUCUUUAAAUCAUGUAAAUGAUCAGCAAACAAGAGACAGGACAGACUCCAUGGGCAGUGAUGGGAGUAGAACCAGUGUCCCUCAGACAUCGGAGAACAGGAGGAUGGAAGACAGUCACAGGAGGGGCAGAGAGAGUGACAAGGAAAAUGAUUCGGCUGGAUCAGCUGAAGAGGAUAACAGGAGCCAACCAAGGCUUCGUGUUCCCCCGAUGCCAGUACAAGUCCCCAACUUCUUCCUCCCCCCACAAGACCUGGAGGCGUCCAUGCGAGCCCUGCGAUCAGCCACAGCAGCCGUACCCCAGCCAAGGGGUGCACCUGCACAUGUACAGGAUGGAAGCCAGAGGGCAUAUGUUACAAAGACAGGCCUUGAUGACAGGGUGGCUGAAAGGAAUGGUCAAAGGUCACAGCGACUUCACAGACCACCUAACAGACAAGCUCCCACAGCAGAGGAGGCCAAAAGGAUCGCUAAGAUAUUCUCCUCCAAAUUUGCUGCAUCAUAAGAAGUGAUCAGAAUUAUCUCUAUGGCAACUGUAAUAUUUGGGCACUGUCUGGACGUGUUGCAAGUCAGAA
Messenger RNA from Branchiostoma floridae (Florida lancelet), 7951 nucleotides. Its product is annotated as C2 domain-containing protein 3-like. Gene Ontology annotation, biological process: cilium assembly; centriole elongation. The transcript has 38 exons. Gene Ontology annotation, cellular component: centriole; centriolar satellite. The record is from RefSeq and is a predicted model, not a curated record. Bases 208 to 7881 code for a protein of 2557 amino acids. Lineage: Eukaryota; Metazoa; Chordata; Leptocardii; Amphioxiformes; Branchiostomatidae.